Molecule: messenger RNA, 2037 nt
Organism: Hippoglossus stenolepis (Pacific halibut)
Lineage: Eukaryota; Metazoa; Chordata; Actinopteri; Pleuronectiformes; Pleuronectidae
Product: arylamine N-acetyltransferase 2-like
Exons: 1
Coding region: 168-1010 (280 amino acids)
Molecular function (GO): acetyltransferase activity
Source: RefSeq, a predicted model, not a curated record
GGACAGAGUGAAACUAUAUGAGAACAGCAGCAAUGCACCAGGAAAACCAUAAAGAAACCCAAUGAGGAAACUCUGUGUGCACGAGGUUUGAAUCGUCUUGUAGUUCUUGUUGUUGUUCAGUAAAAACAGAGUCAGUCUGGUCCAGAACACGCAGGAACUCCGUGGACAUGGAUGUGCAGAAAUAUUUGAACCGGAUCGGGUCCACGGUCCCGGCUGAGCCCGACCUGGACGCGCUGCGGUCGGUCCACACUCGUCACUUGUUGUCGGUGCCGUUCGAGGACCUGACGGUGCACAGCGGCGGGCGAGUCGAGCUCGAUCUCCCGCUACUCUACGACAAGAUCGUGACCCGGCGCCGAGGCGGCUUCUGCUACGAGAACAACGGCCUCUUCUCCUGGCUGCUGUCCUCACUGGGCUUCCAGGUGACCACGCUCUCCGCCCAGGUGAAGAACUUGAUCACCGGGUGCUACGGGCCACCGUUUGACCAUCUCGUCCUCAUGGUGACCCUCCAGGGCCGCCGCUGGUUAUGCGACGUCGGUUUCGGUGCGGCAGGCUUCUCUGUGCCGCUUUCUCUGGAGACCAGCGGGCCCCAGACGGAGGGCCACAGAGUGUACCGCAUCAGAAAGCAAGGGGAUCUGCACUUUCUGGAAUGGCAAGGAGAGGAGAACAGAGGUGCGGAUGGAGACUGGAAGGAGAUCUACAAGUUCACCCUCGAUCCCAGGCGCCUGGAGGACUUCACGGACAUGUGCCAGUACCACCAGAGCUCCCCCUGCUCCAUCUUCUUCUGCAAAUCCCUCUGCACCAUUUUGAGACCAGGUGGACGGCUCACCUACAUGGGCCACAGACUCAUCUCCACCACAUUCCCCACUGAGGGAGCAGGGUUAGAAACCACCACCAGAGAACUUCAAGAUGAGGAGAUUACUGUCAUUUUGGCCGAGGAUUUUGGAAUCGUGCUGAAUUCUCCACUCAAACCAAAGGAUGAAACAAUAACACCACCCCCGGUCAUGUAUUGAUCAUAUGGGAUAUCUAUGUAUCUUCACAAACAAAUCUUAGAUAAAUCUGCUGGAUCCAGACAGAUCAGUCUCUUAAUUAUGCCAGAUUGUUUCUCAUCAAGCCCCAUGAAUGAUUUCCUGGGAAAUAAGAGCAAAGUGAUCCAAAAUUCCUUGAUCUGACCCUUUGUCUGCACUUGUGCCAAAAUCUUAUGGGAAUUUGAUUAGUAAUCUCAUUAAAAACUAACAAACAAAUGUACACAGGUGAAAAUACAACCUCCUUGCCGGGGGGAAUUAUGGGAAAAAAAAUCGGUGUACUUAUUGAGAUGACUUCAAUCAGUGUUUUGUUGACUCGUCAUACACAAAUGAUUUGUGGCUUUAGUCUAAAAUUCACCUUUGUACUGUAACCCCCCCCCUGCCUGUUAAACAACAACCACAUCGUCUUGACAACAAAUGCACCAACAAAAAGAUAAAUUGUCAGAGUCAGACAUGUUCACAACAGGAACAGGAAUUCUUGGAACGCGUGGGCAUGGAGGAGGAAGACGAAAGCUUCCAAAUCUGGUUGUCUUUCCAAGUCGACAUCUUUAAAGUGUACACGUGUAUCUUCUUCCAGUUUCCUUUCUCCCACGUCAUCAAUGUGCCCACUGUUUGUAGGUCAAAAAACAUACAAACGAACAAACAAACUUACCAACAAUACCAUCAAUAAAUAUGACAAUUUGGUAAGAAUUUAUGAUGCUGUUUUGGAAUACAAAUUGUGUUUAAACAAGGAACAAAACAAAGAGUUAAAUAUAUAUGCAGUGAUGAGUAUUGAGCUGAAUCAGGAAUUGUGUGUGGAUGUUGGGCAUUUAAUUGGUCCCUCUGUGUAAAUUGUGACCCCUUUAUGGCCUUGGUGUGUUUUUCUAUCCCCUAUCAUAAGUGUUUUAACAUAUUUGUAUAAAAAUGUACAUGUUAUAAUAGCCUUUAUGUUAUUGAUCAUGAUUUGAUUUUAACAGAUUUCAAGACUUCAAAACUGGAACUUAUUCUGAUCAAUAAAGUUCUGACAUAAAAGGUG